Molecule: messenger RNA, 850 nt
Organism: Rubroshorea leprosula
Lineage: Eukaryota; Viridiplantae; Streptophyta; Magnoliopsida; Malvales; Dipterocarpaceae
Source: the annotation of a GenBank genome assembly
ACCAGUUCUUUCUCCCCUUUCUCUAAAAUGGAAGAUAUGAGAGAUUCAAUUGCAAUGCCACAGAUUGUGAGGAUGGUUGUCAAGUUUCAUCCAUUACUAACAGUAACUAGUCUUAUCUAUCGGGUAAUACUUUUCCAGGAUUGGAUAGAAGAGGAGGUGAGCACUCAAUGGAAAGCACUCAAGGUGUAUUUCCAAUCGACAAUGAGAUCUUUGCUGGAUCCUAUUAUUGAGAAGAUGAAGAAUCUAUCAGAAGCCCUCGAAAUGCAUCUCCACAAUGAAGCGAUAAAGGGUCAACUAAAGGCCAAACUGGUUGAUGCGUUUCUGCCCUCUACAAAUACCAAAGGAAUCAAAGGCAAGAUUUGGGCUAUGCAAUCUAUUGCCAAAUAUGGUAUUGUUGUGUUGGCUGGUUUCGAACCUCGAGUAUACUACAGAGAUUGGCUGGUUACAAUAACCUGUUAUGCGCUUUGGUGGGUUCAAUUACGUACAUCCUUUCCCAAAGAUCUAUCAUCGCUAUUCAACGCAAUUGAAUUUAAAGCUCAGUGGUGGAUAGGGGCAGUAUUAGUUAACAUGCUUCCAGAUGUCAUAUCUUGGAUCAAACUAUCUAGAACAACAUAUCAUCAACAACUGCAAGGAUGAGAAUGUUAGACACUAGCUUAUAUCAUAGUAAGCACUUAGAUUCAUGGAAAUUUUUAUGGUCUUGUGUCAUUCUCUUUUCAAGUAUAUGUUUGUAUCUAGUGUCCUUAUUAAAAUCAACCAAUCAUCUAUAAUUUUUUAGUCAUUUGUGUUUUGUUCAUUUGACUUUGAUGCUGUUGGUCUUUUUCUAUAUAGAUAGUAAAAUGACACACUUUUA